Messenger RNA from Ziziphus jujuba (common jujube), 1696 nucleotides. RefSeq names its product pentatricopeptide repeat-containing protein At2g20710, mitochondrial. Gene Ontology annotation, cellular component: mitochondrion. The record is from RefSeq and is a predicted model, not a curated record. Bases 82 to 1509 code for a protein of 475 amino acids. Gene Ontology annotation, molecular function: protein binding. Lineage: Eukaryota; Viridiplantae; Streptophyta; Magnoliopsida; Rosales; Rhamnaceae. The transcript is spliced from 2 exons.
UACGUCUAUUUCAGUGCAACAAAUUAGGAGGGUUAGUGUGUUUGUCUGUGUCUUUUUGUAGUGGGAGCGGGUAGAGAAGCAAUGAAGCUGAACUGCUUGAGCAAGCACAAAAUCCCAUUUCCGGUUCAAACCCAUCACUUCAACUCUCGGGUUUUAACUUCUCGCUUCUCCACCAAAAACCCAUCUUCUUCUUCUUCUUCUUCUUCGUCUUCGUCUUCCUCUGAUAGUCUCUUUCAUCGCAUCCAAAUCAUCAGAGACCCAAAGGCCUCCGUUCUACCAGUCCUUCAACAAUGGGUCACUGAGCGCCGUCCUCUUGAUGAACACCAAGUCCGUUCUCUCGUCCACAUCAUGAAGGACUUCAGACGCUACAAUCACGCUCUUGAGAUAUCUCAUUGGAUGACUGAUAGUAGAUACUUUAAUUUAUCACCAAGUGAUGCAGCCGUUAGGUUGGAAUUGAUUCAGAGAGUUCAUGGACUAGAAAAGGCAGAAAAUUAUUUUAAUAAUAUCUCAAAAAAGUUGAAAACAUGUAAUGCCUACGGUGCUCUUCUUAGUACUUAUGUACGAGAAAAUGCUGUUGAGAAAGCUGAAGCCACUAUGCAGGAAAUGAGAAAGAUGGGUAUGACAAAGUCAACUUUUGCUUACAACAUGUUGAUCAACCUUUAUUCCCAAAAUGGAGAACAUGAGAAGAUUGACAUAUUGAUGGAAGAGAUGGAAAAGGAAGGAAUAGCUUAUGACAAGUAUACUUUAAGAAAUCGAAUGGCUGCCUAUGUUGCGGCAUCAAACACUUCUGGGAUAGAAAAAAUCCUGAAUAGGAUGGAGGCUGAUCCACACAUUCCGAAUGACUGGAGUGUGUAUUCAUUGGCAGCCAGUGGAUAUCUAAAAGUUGGGUCAACUGAGGAGGCUCUGGUAAAGCUCCAGAAAAUGGAGGAAGUGAUGCCUGCUGAAAGGACAAAAGCAGCAUUUGAAUAUCUUCUUUCUCUCUAUGCUAGUACAGGUCGAAAAGAGGAGCUUUACAGAGUUUGGAAUACUUAUAAACCAUCAAAUGGAUUGAUGGACAAACCAUAUGCCUGCAUGAUUUCAUCUCUUGCAAAGCUGGAUGAUAUCGAGGGGGCAGAGAAAAUUUUUGAAGAGUGGGAGUCACGAUGCACAAUGUAUGAUUUCAGGGUGCUAAAUAGGCUUCUUAUUGCUUAUUGCAGAAAGGGUCUUUUUGAGAAGGCAGAAUCAGUUGCAAAGAAAGCUUCUGAAGGAAGAAGACCUUAUGCAAGUACAUGGAAUAUCUUGGCAACUGGGUAUGCAGAGAGUAAGCAAAUGCCUAAGGCAGUUGAAAUGUUGAAGAAGGGAUUGUCAGUUGGUAGAAAAGGAUGGAAGCCAAAUCCCGUCACUCUGGAGGCCUGUAUGGAUUACUUAAAAGGACGAGGAGAUUCGACGGAAAUGGAGGAAAUCAUAGGUUUAUUAAAAGAAGUUGGGUCGUUCGACUCUCAUACAAAUCAGAAAUUGUUGAGGACUUAAGUUUCAGCUACAAAAUUAGUCUCCCUGAUUCGUAAUUGUAUGAAAAUGAAGGUUUUACUUUAAUAAAGAAAAAGGAGGAUUCUUAAAACAAGCCAUUAAGCUUUUUGGUAGAGUAUUGAUGAAUCAUAAGCUUGAGGCUUCAGAUUGAAGAGUCCUUAAAAUUCUAGUAACAAGUUUGACUUCCUUA